CUACUGCUGCUGUGAUCUGAUCGCACUGAUGGGUCAUUUAACUGCCUCUCAGAACUCAGCCUGUUUCUCGGGGUCUUUACCGUGAAAGAUGGUGCGACGGUGAACUAACAUGGAAAGGAAAAACCCCAUUUAGUAUUUUUUUUUUUUAAACUCAAGUGCAUAUCCGAAGAGAGGACUGGCGAAGAGUGCAUAGUCAUGCUUUUGUUUGGGAGGAUCGGAGCUGGAAACUGGACGAUUUUAUGUUUCGCAACAAUGUUGCUGCGGCACCAGAGCGAAUUAUAAAAUAAACCUUUAAAAUGGCAAUAUUUUUUCAUCGACAAAAGACAAACAGAAUUAAUGUAUGUCACGUUUGGAUUUUUUUGCGAUUAACACAUUGCAUUUUUGGAUGUUUUUGCAAUUAAUGAAAUGCUACAUUAAUCUGAACAUGAAGGACAAUCGGUAAUAAUUCAAAUUUUUAAGGAACAAACCGUUUUCGUAAUACUACAUACUCUGAAAUAGUUUAUAUGUUUGCUUUAAGCUUAUUUAAUACAGAUAACUAAGUGAUCGAUGUGAUGGGUGGCAAUGUGAUGUUGAUAUACUAUAUUUUAUUACGCAUAACCGUAAGUGAACAAAAUUUGGUAAAUCAAGCUCUCAAAAGAAUGCAGAUGCAUUUGUUAAUGCAGAACAUCUCCUAAGUUCAUGCUGCUUUUGACAAGUUCCUCAGCAAAUGGCUUCGUUUUCGGACAGCGAUUUGCAAACAUGUUCACUUUGCAAAGAGCUCUGUGGGUCCUCUGCUGCAGUCUCCUGCAGCUCGUCUACCUCAUCCUCCUCUUCCCAGACAUCUGGCUCCUCUACCUCCUCUGCUAGAAGGCUGCAUGUUCUCCCCUGCUUUCACUCCUACUGCAGCCAGUGCCUGGAAGGACAGCGCGACAACAGCGAUCCUCUUAAGCUCUCCUGCCCAGAGUGUGACCAGAAGGCUCCAGUCUCCGAUUCAGAUGUAGACACCCUGCCAUCACCAAGUUUCCUCUUCAGAAACCUGUUGGAAGCAAUAGUCUCCUCUGAGGAGCCGAGGAACGCGGGCUACAGGAACGAUGGCCAACCUCAGGGUGGCGUGCUUAGGGCUUAUGGCCAAGAUGAGCCCCAGUGCCUUUCCUGCGACGAGGGCAACCCUGCUGCCUCGCGCUGCCUGGACUGCCAAGAGUACCUCUGCAGCAACUGUGUCCGUGCCCACCAACGGGUCCGCUUGACCAAAGACCACUUCAUGGAGAGGCUCGUGAAGAGCUUAUGCCUGGCCCGCCAGAAUAAUAAUUCCAGCACACCAGUCAAUGUGUCGCACUCCUUUCACCCAAAAUAUCCACCACCUCCUGCUUUCCAGGACAGGAUGAGUUUCUGCCAUGACCAUGACAAUGAGGUGCUGUGCCUUUUCUGUACCACAUGCUCCCUGCCCAUCUGCCAAGCGUGCGGCGCAGGUCGCCAUGGAGACCACCACCUCAUCUACCUCCACGACGCCAUGCGGGACUGGCGAGCUGUGACGGUGCAGCUCCUGGCAGACGCCCAGCAGGGCAGGAGGGCUGUACAGCUGAGCAUCGAGAAGGCCCAGGCCAUCGCAGAGCAGCUGGACAUAAAGGCCAAAGUGGUCCAGGCCGAAGUGAAAACCAUCACCCAGCAGCACAAGAAGGCGUUGGAGGAGAGAGAGUGUGAGCUGCUGUGGAAGGUGGAGAAGAUCCAGCAAGUCAAGGUGAACACCCUGUACCUGCAGGUGGAGAAGCUGCAUCAGAAGCUGAGCAGGCUAGACAGUAGCAUCUCAGCAGUACAGCAGGCUGUGGAGCAGGGCCGCGGCCUGGAAGCCCUGCUGGCCCGACAGGGCAUGCUGGCACAGAUUGAGGAGCUGAAGACCCUGUGUGGCAGUGGCCUGCAGCCCCAGGAGAAUGAGUGCAUCAUGUUCACGCCGCCUGACCAGAAGCUGCUCGUCUCCAUCCGGUCCAUGGGCUUUGUCAGCGGGGGGGCCUUUGCCCCCAUCUCCAAAGCCACAGGAGAUGGUCUGAAGAGGGCCCUCAAGGGCAAGGUGACAUCUGUCAAUGUGGUGGCCUACGGCCAUGACAGCGAGCCUAGAAGGUCAGGUGGGGAUGACAUCGCCGCCCUGCUGGUGGGCCCGGACGGGAAGAUCUUCACUGCAGAGGUAACCGACCACGAGAAUGGCACCUACACGGUGAGCUACGUACCCAGGCUGGAAGGGGACCACCUCCUCUCUGUGCUCAUCUACCACCAGCACAUCGCCAGCAGUCCCUUUAAAGUCACGGUCAGAUCUGGCCGCAGCUACAGGAGCAUGGGGUUUCCCGUCGGCUCCUUUGGAGGGGAGGGCGAUGGUGACGGCCAGCUGUGCCGACCUUGGGGCAUCUGCGUGGAUAAGGAAGGCUACGUUGUGGUGGCUGACCGCAGCAACAACCGCAUCCAGAUCUUCAAGCCCAGCGGCGCUUUCCAUCACAAGUUUGGCACGUUGGGCUCGCGGCCGGGUCAGUUCGACAGGCCAGCUGGGGUGGCCUGCGAUGACCAGAGGAGGGUGAUCGUGGCAGAUAAAGAUAACCACCGUAUUCAGAUAUUCACCUUCGACGGACAGUUCCUCCUGAAGUUCGGAGAGAGGGGAGCCAAAAAUGGCCAGUUCAGCUACCCGUGGGACGUCGCUGUUAACUCGGAAGGCAAAAUCUUAGUCUCUGAUACUCGCAACCACCGCAUCCAGCUCUUUGGGCCUGAUGGAGCAUUCUUGAACAAGUACGGCUUUGAGGGUGCCCUCUGGAAGCACUUCGAUUCACCCAGAGGUGUUGCCUUCAACCAUGAGGGUCACCUAGUGGUCACAGACUUUAACAAUCAUCGGCUGCUGGUCAUCCAGCCCGAUUGCCAGUCGGCACGCUUCCUGGGCUCGGAGGGAUUGGGUGACGGGCAGUUCUUUCGGCCACAGGGGGUCGCCGUGGACCAGGAAAACCGAAUUAUCGUGGCCGAUUCACGAAACCAUCGCAUCCAGGUGUUUGAGGCUAACGGUAGCUUCUUAUGCAAGUUUGGGAGUCAUGGAGAUGGCUUCAGGCAAAUGGACCGGCCAUCUGGAAUAGCCGUUAUGCCCGAUGGAAUUAUUGUUGUGGUUGACUUUGGGAAUAAUAGAAUCCUCAUGUUUUAAACCCCAUUUUCAGUACAAAUAGGAGUAAAAACAGGGGAACGAAAAGGCCAGGGACAGAGAAAAUAGUUUUGAAAUCCUAAUUAAGGAUUCAGGCAAAUGGAAAAGCAAGUAGAAUAAACAUAGCAAAACCAAAAAUGCUCCAGGUGUGGAGAAGCCUUCACCCACACCUCAUCCUGAUCUCCUCUGAAGCUCCUCCCAGGUCUCCCCCUGUAAGAUCCCAAUAGCACAACCCGAGCCAACUAGUCGCCCGUAGGCACAGGUGAUUGGUCAGCUGGAAUGACAUGUGAUCAUCUGCAUCUCCUGACAGUCACCACAGCUGAAACAAAUCUCAAAAUUCUUGAGCCAGAAAUCAAUUGAAUCUUUAAAAGAUUAGUAGUAAUGAAAGCAAUUUUUUACGGUAUACAUCAACGGAAGGAAGUUUUGAUUCAGGGAGUUUCCUACGAUUUGAGAAUUAAUUAUAUAUUCAUAAAUGUUUUUUAGGGGUAAAUGAAGAAUUUAAGAAUUUCAGAAUUUAAUGUUCGGAAAAAGAAAAUUGUAUUGAAAUGACUAAUGUCAUGAGGUACUUUCCACAUGUAGGACUGAUUUGCCAUCAGUGUUUCCUAAACAUAAUAUCGCAAAAUUUCUCAGGGAGAACCUUCAGGACUUUGGAUUUCUGUACGAUGGCUACCUCACCUCGCCCACUUAUGAAUGUAUUUGCGUUGUCGUGAAGGCGUGUAAAGAUGGCUUAUAGGGAAAGAAAAGAAUCCUACCUCAGUGUUUUCCCGUAUCAAAAUAAUAGUUUGGUUGAUAUUUGCACAGCUCACAAUGGUAGACUGAACUGUUACUGUAAAUUGUAGUUUAAAGCAGCUAAAUCCUUGCUGAAAGGAUUCAAAAAGUUUAAUUCAUAUAUAGUAUUC
Molecule: messenger RNA, 4044 nt
Organism: Brienomyrus brachyistius
Lineage: Eukaryota; Metazoa; Chordata; Actinopteri; Osteoglossiformes; Mormyridae
Gene: trim71
Product: tripartite motif containing 71, E3 ubiquitin protein ligase
Exons: 4
Coding region: 707-3148 (813 amino acids)
Biological process (GO): proteasome-mediated ubiquitin-dependent protein catabolic process; protein polyubiquitination
Molecular function (GO): ubiquitin protein ligase activity; protein binding; zinc ion binding
Source: RefSeq, a predicted model, not a curated record